AUGCUCAUUACACAAUUUUUUGUCCGUCUUUCUCUUUCGUUCUUUCUUUCAUGCUAUCUUUCAUCCUUUCUUUCUUUCUUUCUUUCUUUCUUUCUUUCUUUCUUUCUGUCAUCUUCGUGUUUUCUUUGCUUAUUCUCUUCCUUCCUUCAUUCCUUUCUUUCUUUCUUUCUUUCUUUCUUUCUUUCUUCAUCCCUUCCUCUCUUUCUGUCUUUAUUUUUCGUUUUCCUUUUUCUUUAUGCCCCUUUCGCGUUUGAUUUUUUCUUUCUUGUAUUCUCUUUCUUUCCCUUUUUCUUCUUUUCUCUCUCUCUCUCUCUCUCUCUUCCUCAUUUGUUCUUUCUUUCUUAUAUUCUCUUCUUUUUCUUGUUCUUUUUACUUUCCUUCUUUCUUUCUUUUAUUCUUUUCUUCUCCGGUCCUUUUUCCGUUAUUUCUCAUAUUCCUUUUUUAUCUUUUCUUUCUUUCUUUCUUUCUUUCUUUCUUUCUUUCUUUUCUUCUCUGGUCCUUUUUACUUUAUUUCUCAUAUUCCCUUUUUUGUUCUUUCUUUCUUUCUUUCUUUCUUUCUUUCUUUCUUUCUUUCUUUCUUUCUUUGUUGGCUUAUUCGACCAGAUUCAUCUUUCAAAUUAUUUUCUUUCUUUCUUUCUUUCUUUCUUUCUUUCUUUGUUGGCUUAUUCGACCAGAUUCAUCUUUCAAAUUAUUUUUCUUUCUUUCUUUCUUUCUUUCUUUGUUGGCUUAUUCGACCAGAUUCAUCUUUCAAAUUAUUUUUCUUUCUUUCUUUCUUUGUUGGCUUAUUCGACCAGAUUCAUCUUUCAAAUUAUUUUUCUUUCUUUCUCUCUCUCUCUCUUUCUUUCUUUCUUUCUUUCUUUCUUUCUUUCUUUCUUUGUUGGCUUAUUCGACCAGAUUCAUCUUUCAAAUUAUUUUUCUUUCUUUCUUUCUUUCUUUCUUUCUUUCUUUCUUUCUUUCUUUCUUUCUUUCUUUUUUUUGUUGGCUUAUUCGACCAGAUUCAUCUUUCAAAUUAUUUUUUUCUUUCUUUCUUUCUUUCUUUCUUUCUUUCCAAUCUUGCAUUUCUGCUCAUUAAUUCUUGUUGCCCAAAUCCACCACAAACGGUAUUCCACAAGAAUAACACCAACCAACCAUCUGUCCAAUCAGUCCACAGCGAAGUCUCUACGUUUGACUCUUCUUCUUCCUCUUCUUCUUCUUCUUCUUCUUCUUCUUCUUCUUCUUCUUCUUCUUCUUCUUCUUCUCCUCCUCCAAAUUUUUCUUCUUCUUAGAAAGAAAUUCUUCUUUUUUUUGAAAAAUCAUUCUUCUUCUCUGUUGCUCCUCCUUCUCCUCUUCCCCAUUUUUCUUCUUCUUCUUCUUCUUCUUCUUCUCUUCCUCAUUCUUCUUUUUCUAUUACAAGUUUUCUCUCUUUCUUUUUCCCUCUCUUUCUUUUUCUCUAACUUUCUUUUCUCUCUCUCUCUUUCUCUCUCUCUCUCUCUCUUUCUUUUUAGGAGUCCUCUCUUUAUAUUGUAUGUCUAUAAAAAAAAUUUAUCUCUUUGUCUCACAGUUUGUAUGUCUGUCGAAAGGCUAUAUAUCUAUGCCUGUUUGUCGGUUUCUCUCAUGCAUUGUGUCUCAAAGUUUAUUUCUUUUUUCAUUUCUCUCUCUCUAUCUAUCUAUCUACUAUAUGUUUUAAUUGACAUUAAAAAAAGGUUUAUAUCUCAUGAAAUUUGUUGUUUCUCUCUCUCUCUCUUCUAUCUAUCUAUUCUAUCUAUCUAUCUAUAUUACCCCGUUUGUUAUAUAUCUCAUUGUUUGCUUGUCUCUCUCUCUCUCUCUAUCUAUCCUAUCUACCCGUUUGUAUGUGACCCUAUAAAAGGUUAUAUAUCUCAUUGUAAAUCCUCGUCUCACUCUCUCUCUCUAUCUAUCUGA
Acanthosepion pharaonis is the source of this 1899-nucleotide messenger RNA. The record is from the annotation of a GenBank genome assembly. NCBI's taxonomy places the organism in Eukaryota, Metazoa, Mollusca, Cephalopoda, Sepiida, Sepiidae.